UAUUGGUCAGAUGCAAUUUAUAAAUAUAUUACGCUUUCAGCCAUUUCUUAUCGUAUGGAAACAUGAUCUUUCUGUUGAACUUGUGCGUAUAAUGAACAAGCGUAUACUGAUAUAUAAUGUAUAUAACGAGUAACGUUAUAACGUCUGCACUUAUGUAUAUGGAUCUAUUUAAUUAGCAUUGUAAAUUUAUUGUAGUGUAACGCUGAACAUUCGUGACUGUAGAUGAGUGUGGUAAAUGUCUACUAAUGCAUUAUUGGACCGCCGUCAGCAAUGGGCGACCUUUGCGAGAUCCUGGUUCCUGAUAGACGCGAGGAUGCAGCCUGUUGGAAAGAUCGCCGCUUUGUGUUCAGUGCAUCUUCAAGGAAAGCAUAAACCCAUUUACCAUCCACUGAGUGAUAUCGGAGACCACGUGGUAGUCAUGAACACCAAACACAUCGCCUUCUCCGGAAAUAAAUGGGAACAGAAAGUGUAUUCAUCUCACACUGGCUACCCUGGUUCGUUCAAACAGGUCACAGCAGCCCAAAUGCACCAAAAAGACCAAACAGCCCGACAGUCGGAGCCCAUCCGUAGUCGAGGCACGCAAGCUGCUGACCCCGAAUGGGUUUUCUUCUGUGGGAUGCAACUGAAGAAGUAUAGUGUAUUUGCUGCACCAUGGCCCAGAAAAAGCCAGCUCGGAUUCAUCCCGUGCCGCCCCACAUCCUCUCCAGCGUUCUGCUCGUUCUCUGUCAUUAACAAGAUGAAUGCUCGACUUGGGCUGAGUUAUUCCAGUCGAGGGGGGAAUGUAUCAGGGAUAAUUGUGGAUAAUGAUCAGAGGAAGGUGAAGGAGUGGUGAAGAGCGAUACCCCCUCAGACAGCUUUCAUCCAUCAAACAUCUACCAGACGGAGGAAAAGUCCCUGAUUAAUGUCCUGAUGAAAGAAUGAUGGGGUCGGGUUGGUGUUUUGCGGAUGGGUGGAUGACGGGUCAGAAGUGGACACUUGUGUAUUCAUUUCGUUGUGGUGUAAGCAAAGGGACCGAUAUUUAUUAGUUAAAUUGUGACCAGUGCAGUGCCACACUUGCGUAGUAUUUAUGUGAAUUUUAAAUUUGACGGACAUGAUUGCUUUCACUUUUUGGUUGUGUUCAAAUAACACAGACACAUUAUCCACCCUUUUUAUUCCAAUGUAAAUAAUAAUACAACACCCAUAAAAAUAGCCUUAUUAAUGUAAAAUGCAUGUUGCGUUUUAAUUAUAAAUGAAUUUUAAUAAUUGUACAUUAAUUAUAAAUCAUCUGUAAGCUAAAUAAAAAAGGUUUUCCAUUAAUGUUAUUACGAUAGGACAAUAUUUGGCUAAGAUAUAACUAUUUGAAUCUGGAAUAUGAGAGCGCAAAAAAAAUCUAAUUAUUCAGAAUAUCACCUUUAAAGGUGCCCAGAUUAAGUUCUUAGCAAUGCAUAUUACUAAUCAAAAAUUAGCUUUUGAUAUAUUCACGAUAGGAAAUUUACUAAGUGUUUUCAUGUAACGUGAACUUUAAUAUUUUAAUGAUUUUUGGCAUAAAAGAAAAAUGUUUAAUUUUGACCAAUACAGUGGCAAUUGCUACAAAUAUACUGUCUGGUUUUGUGCUCAAGGGUCAUUACAUAAUGUAUAUGUGUGUAUUAUAUCUUAUCUAUCUAUCUAUGUUUAAUUACUUGUUUAGGUUAUUUAUUUAUUUACUUAUUUUGAAAACAAAACAGCAGAAAUCACCAAGUUUCCUUUAGAGAGACAUUGACUAAACUCGUGGCCAAAUCUCUGGUCUGUUUUUUUUUACCCCACAGAUCAUUAAACUGGCUGUAUACGGGAUGCUUCC
Puntigrus tetrazona (Sumatra barb) is the source of this 1816-nucleotide messenger RNA. RefSeq names its product mitochondrial ribosomal protein L13 (gene mrpl13). Gene Ontology annotation, biological process: negative regulation of translation; translation. The transcript is spliced from 5 exons. Gene Ontology annotation, cellular component: mitochondrial large ribosomal subunit; ribosome. NCBI's taxonomy places the organism in Eukaryota, Metazoa, Chordata, Actinopteri, Cypriniformes, Cyprinidae. The record is from RefSeq and is a predicted model, not a curated record. The coding region runs from base 236 to 832 and encodes 198 amino acids. Gene Ontology annotation, molecular function: structural constituent of ribosome; mRNA binding.